Molecule: messenger RNA, 1363 nt
Organism: Microbotryum saponariae
Lineage: Eukaryota; Fungi; Basidiomycota; Microbotryomycetes; Microbotryales; Microbotryaceae
Source: the annotation of a GenBank genome assembly
AUGGCUCCCCCUAAAUCCCGUUACAGAGGUUCCACCUCCAAGGGAAGUACCACGCACCGGCGUUCUACCCGUGGAGGCGGUAGCAAUUCAACCGGUUCACGAAGUGAUCGAAAUGUAUACGGUGGGGUCAGUGGGAUCGAAGUACCUGCUUCGGCUGUUGAUCAAGAGGGGAGUAGUGGGGAGGAUGAAGGGAGUGAGUGUUUUUUUCCUCGGUAUAGGGGAAUUGGGGUUCGUCGGGUUCGCUGAUGCUGUGGAGGGAUUUUGAGAUGCGGUGAGCAGAUGACGUCGAUGGGUUGACGAUGGGGGAAAAGAGGUUGCCGGUGGCGAUGUGGGUUAGUUGUGAUGCAUCAGCUCCAUUCAAGCGCAAGUGAUUCAGAAAGAAGCUGAUCUUUGGUUACGUUAUCAGGAUUUCGACCACUGCGACCCUCGCAAAUGUUCGGGUAAGAAACUCGCUCGCUUAGGGCUGAUGAAGGAAUUGAGGGUCGGGCAAAAAUUUCAAGGGGUCGUCAUGAGGUGAGUGAGAUGAGGUGAAUGUAAUUCGGGAUGUUCGCGGAUCGGAGAAUUUCCUUGGUGAACGCUGUUUCAACAUCAUCAUCAUCAACAGUCCAAAAGGAACUCAAGUCGUAUCCCCCUCGGAUCGAGAUAUCGUCGCUUCUUCCGGUGUCGCCGUGGUGGAAUGUUCAUGGGCUAGGUUGGAGGAGAUUCCGUUCCAUAAGAUCAAGUCGCCUCAUGAGAGAUUAUGUGGGUGUCGCAGGGCGAUGCGCGAGGGGAGGAGUAGGAUGAAGAACUGAUUCUUCCGUUCACUCGACGGGGUGGAGCAGUACCGUACAUGAUCGCGGCGAAUCCGGUCAAUUAUGGCAAACGUACGUUCCCUCUCACCAAGCAACACACAGAGAACAUUUGCAGGGUAAACUCACAUGAUGACCUACGUUGCGGCCCAGCCUAUAAAUUGACCUGCCUCGAAGCCGUCGCCGCGGCCCUGUACAUCUGCUCGUUCCCCACCCAAGCCGAAGAACUCCUCUCCAAAUUCAGUUGGGGUCAUUCCUUUUGGGAGAUCAACGGACCGAUCAUAAGUCGCUACCAAACAUGCUCGACACCUGAAUCGGUGUUGGAGAUGCAGGAGAUUAUUAUUGAGGAGAUGAAGGAGGAGGAGGAGGAGAGGAGGAGGGAGAAGGAACGCGUGGAGGAAGAGGGGGAUUUGUUGGUUCUGAACCCGAAUCAUAUGAGGGGGGCUUGGAGACCGCAUCAUUCUGAGGAGGAGGAGGAGAGCAGCGGGGAAGAGGACGAUGGGGGAGGGAGUGAGGAUGGGGAGGAUAAAGUCGAUACGGUCACGACGGGUGUAGGGAGGACAAGAUUGGAGUGA